Psammomys obesus (fat sand rat) is the source of this 3120-nucleotide messenger RNA. RefSeq names its product monooxygenase DBH like 1 (gene Moxd1). Gene Ontology annotation, biological process: dopamine catabolic process; norepinephrine biosynthetic process; octopamine biosynthetic process. The record is from RefSeq and is a predicted model, not a curated record. The transcript is spliced from 12 exons. Gene Ontology annotation, molecular function: dopamine beta-monooxygenase activity; copper ion binding. The coding region runs from base 1 to 1842 and encodes 613 amino acids. Lineage: Eukaryota; Metazoa; Chordata; Mammalia; Rodentia; Muridae. Gene Ontology annotation, cellular component: secretory granule membrane.
AUGUGCGGCUGGCCGCUGCUGGUGCUGUGGGCGCUGCUCUCCGCGACGGCUGUGGGGAGCCCGGGCCGCGGGUUCCCGCACGGCACGGUCCUCGACCCCGAGGGCAAGUACUGGCUGCGCUGGGGCCGGCAGGGUGGGCGGCUGGCCUUCCGCCUGGAGGUGCGCACCACAGGCUACGUGGGCUUCGGCUUCUCGCCCACGGGGACCAUGGCCGCCGCAGACAUCGUGGUGGGCGGCGUGGCUCACGGGCGGCCCUACCUCCAGGACUAUUUCACGAAUGCAAAUAAAGAAUUGGAAAAAGACGCCCAGCAGGAUUACCACCUCGAAUACGCCAUGGAAAACAGCACCCACACAGUGAUCGAGUUUACCAGAGAACUGCACACGUGUGACGAGCAUGACAAGACCGUCACGGAUAGCACUGUGAGAGUCAUCUGGGCCUACCACCCUGAAGAUCCUGGAGAAUCUGGUCCCAAGUACCAUGACUCAAAUCGGGGCACAAGGAGUCUGCGGUUACUGAACCUCGAGAAAGCCAGUGUGUUGCCCACAGCCUCACCAUACUUUGAUCUGGUAAAUCAAAACGUACCCAUUCCAAACAAAGGCACAACAUACUGGUGCCAAAUGUUUAAGAUCCCUGCAUUCCAGGAAAAGCAUCAUGUAAUAAAGGUUGAGCCAGUAAUAGAGAGAGGCCAUGAGAGCUUGGUCCACCACAUCCUGCUCUACCAAUGCAGCAGCACUUUUAACGACAGCGUUCUGGACUACGGACAUGAGUGCUACCAUCCAAAUAUGCCUGACGCCUUCCUCACCUGCGAAACUGUGAUUUUUGCCUGGGCCAUUGGUGGAGAGGGCUUUACCUAUCCACCUCAUGUUGGAUUAUCCCUUGGCACGCCACUGGAUCCUCAUUAUGUGCUCUUAGAAGUCCAUUAUGAUAAUCCCUCACACAAGAAAGGUUUAAUAGACAGUUCUGGGCUGAGGUUUUUCCAUACCACGGAUAUAAGGAAAUAUGAUGCAGGAGUGAUUGAGGCUGGGCUCUGGGUGAGCCUCUUCCACACAGUCCCUCCCGGGAUGCCUGAGUUCCGCUCUGAGGGUCACUGCACUCUGGAGUGUCUAGAGGAGGCCUUGGGGGCUGAGAGGCCCAGCGGAAUCCACGUGUUCGCGGUUCUCCUUCACGCUCACCUGGCGGGCAGAGGCAUCAGGCUGCGUCAUUUCCGCAAAGGGGAGGAAAUGCAGUCGCUGGCUUACGACGAGGAUUUCGACUUCAAUUUCCAGGAGUUUCAGUAUCUGAAGGAAGAACAAACAAUCUUGCCAGGAGAUAACCUGAUUACUGAAUGCCGGUACAACACCAAGGACAGGGCCGGGAUGACUUGGGGAGGACUGAGCACCAGGAACGAAAUGUGUCUCUCGUACCUUCUCUAUUACCCGAGGAUCAACCUGACUCGGUGUGCCAGCAUCCCGGACAUCAUGGAGCAGCUGCAGUUCAUUGGGGUGAAGGAGAUCUACAGACCUGUCACGACAUGGCCUUUCAUUAUCAAAAGCCCUAAGCAGUAUAGAAACCUCUCUUUCAUGGAUGCAAUGAACAAGUUUAAAUGGACUAAGAAAGAAGGGCUCUCCUUCAACAAGCUGGUCCUUAGCCUACCCGUGAACGUGAGAUGUUCCAAGACAGACAACGCAGAGUGGUCGAUUCAAGGGAUGACAGCGCUGCCUCCUGAUAUCCUAAGGCCUUACAAAGCAGAACCUCUGGUGUGCAGGAUACCAGCUGCCUCUCCCCUGCUUGGCAUUUCCUCUCUCAGGUUGCUGGCGUGCUCUCUACUUCUUGGAAGCGUGCUGAGCACCCAGGGCUGGUGACUGCUGUCCAUGGUGACCCUGGAGUCUGGAAUCUGACACUGUCCUUUAAACCCAGGUUGAAGACCGUGUUCACAUUGGGCCUGAAAAGAUGAGUGUGAGGAGCCUGGACACUUGGAUUUAGCACACUCCUUCCAUUUUCCUCUCCAGGCUGCCUGAGCGAUGCCACUGGGCUCUCCGGAGUUUCCUCAUAAAAGUCAAUGCUCUGUGCAUAGGAAUAGGAGAAUAAAAGGGACCUAAUGUAACCACUCUGAAAGUUCAGUAAAGAAGAAUCUUUAAUUUGUUUUUACAUUCCAUGUUAUUAUUGUUCAACCCGACCCCAUCCUUCUCUUCACAAAGAAGUGUACUUUAACAACACCAAAGGAAUUACUCUCGCUCUAGUCUACUCACCUUCCUUUCAAGGUGUCAAGUGCAAGUGUGAGCACAAUCUUUUUUUUUUUUUUUUUUUUUUUUUUACAUUUUCCAGUCCCUGUGUUUUCUAUGACUUCUUCAUGGCCCUCUGACCUCAGUGCUUUGCAGUGGUCCCUCUUUUGUUUUCCUGAUUGUCUGAGUCUGUUGAUACCCAAACCCACAUCAAAGUACCUCCUCGUCUCUGCAGCCCUGCUCUGCUGAGUCUUUUUCUUAAUCUCUGUAACUCUUCUAAAAGAAUGAGAUUUCGGUAAGUGUGGAGAUGGUGGUGGUUGGUUGCAGACUAAGAAGGAAGUUCAGACAGCUGCAAACCUCUUUCCCUGAGGGCUUCUAGAGGAGAUGAGAUUCCAAAGCAGGGAGGAGAGUGUGAGCUGGCAGGAGGCAAUGGGGCCUGCGAGCUUCCUCACCACUGGGCGUUUCACAUCGGCUCAAUCUGAGUCAUAUUUCCUACGAUAGAUUUAUUUUUGUAUUAGUUAAUAAAAAAUAUAAAGUUGCCGCCAAUUGAAGAUCUUAUCAUCUUUUGGUCCUCUUCGUAUUACCUAGUUAAAUCUUGUUAAACGUCCUGUGUUCGUCCAUUAAGCUGGAUGUAUCCUAGAACCUUACUUGGCACUAAGUUAUGAAAGGAAACAAAUAACACUGGUGAAUAAAUAAGUUGGCAAGUGGACGACUAAAAUGAAAUACUUCAUGCUGUCUGAAAUACAAUGUAUGUCCCAAACUUACAUAUAAUAAAAGCAUGUGUCAAAAUUUUUUUUUAAAAAGUAAACUUUUUGUGUAGUAUCUUAUAUGGUCCAUGAGAGAAUCAAGGCGUUGUAUACUGCUAUCAAUAAAAUCAGCUGGAAAACUGCUUUUUCCACUUUAAGCCCUUUCUGUCUU